Molecule: messenger RNA, 4697 nt
Organism: Varanus komodoensis (Komodo dragon)
Lineage: Eukaryota; Metazoa; Chordata; Lepidosauria; Squamata; Varanidae
Gene: NCKIPSD
Product: NCK interacting protein with SH3 domain
Exons: 12
Coding region: 69-2054 (661 amino acids)
Biological process (GO): endocytosis
Molecular function (GO): Arp2/3 complex binding; protein binding
Source: RefSeq, a predicted model, not a curated record
GGCCCAGUCCAAGCAGUUCCCCUUUCCCCGGCUCGUCGCCUUCCUCCCUCUUGUUCCCCACCGGUGCAAUGUAUCGGGCCCUGUACGGCUUCCGCUCGUCCGAGCCCAGCUCGCUGGCCUUCGCCGCUGGCGAAACCUUCCUGCUGCUGGAGCGGAGCAACCAGCACUGGUGGCUGGUGACCCGGGCGGGCUCCGGGGAGACGGGCUACGUGCCGGCCUCUUACCUGCAGCGCCUACAGGUGCUGGAACAAGAUGUGGUUUUGCAGUCGAUUGACAGAGCUAUUGAGGCCAUUCAUAAUGUGGCAAUGAAGAACGGGGGGAAAUACAACCUGGAACAGAGGGAUGUUCUCCAAAAGUUGAUCCAUCAUCGGAAGGAGACUGUUUCCCGCAAAAGUCAUUCCCCAUCUGCUCCAGGGAUGACUGCCUCCUCCAGUGACCACCAUCUGGACCUCUCCAGGCAACCCAAUGGUGUCUGCAGGACUGGGUAUGAGCGGCACCACAGCUUGCCUAAUACGGACCCUCAAGAGGAUGACAGUGGCGUUUAUCAGAUCCCGGCGCAGCCCCGCCGUGCUGCUCCCGUCACUCCCCCUCCACCAGAAAAACUCAAGAACAUGCAGAUGUCUGCCUCCAUUAAAAAUGCAGUUGAAAUCACCUCUGGGUCAGUUUCUAGUGCUUCUUCUAUGAGCACAACUUCACUGGAUACCUUGUACACAGGCUCCACAGAGUCGGGUCUUCCACCGGCUACUCCCAGCCCUAGCAACACCCCUCCCCCUGUUCCCAGCAGAAGUUCUCACUUGAUGGUGUCACACAGCAUAGAUGUCAGCCCUGCUGUGCAAGGGAAGCAUGGGAGCGCAAGCAAAUCCCCCCAGUCCAAAAGGGCUGCCCCACCACCUCCUAUGCAAGGGGAGGCAUCGAAUGUCAGCAGCAAGAAGAGCAUGCAAGCCAGUGAGACUGUGGCAGGUGCUCCUGCAGGCUUAGAAGGCGUUGACUCUCCUUGCCUGGAAGAUAAGAAGGCUGUUGGUUUAGAGAAUGUGGAGCCGGAAUCCUCCAGCUUAGUAGUAUCCGUGCCAAAGACCAUGGGUGCUGAAUUGAUUGAGCUAGUCCGCAGGAACACAAAUCUCAGCUAUGAGCUCUCCCGGGUUGCCAUAGGUGUGGUGAUCGGCCAUAUUCAGACAUCCGUGCCUGCCAUUAACAGCAUCAUGGAGCAGAUUCUCAUCUCAUUGGUGGAAAGUAAGGAUUUGUGCUCAGGACUGCCUUCUGGACAGAUCUGUCACGAUGAACAGAGGCUGCAGGUGAUAUUUACAGAUCUGGCCCGGCAUAAAGAUGAUGCCCAGCAACGUAGUUGGGCGCUCUAUGAGGAUGAAAAUGUCAUUUGUUGUUAUUUGGAGGAACUGCUUCGUAUUCUGACAGAUGCAGAUCCUGAAGUUUGCAAGAAGAUGUGCAGGAAGAACGACUUUGAAUCAGUUUUGUCCCUUGUUACGUAUUACCAAAUGGAGCACAGAGUCCCAUUACGGCUGCUGCUUCUGAAGUGUUUUGGAGCAAUGUGCAACUUGGAUGCUGCUAUUAUCUCUGCUCUGGUGAAUUCUGUUCUGCCCAUGGAGCUAGCCCGAGACAUGCAGACUCACACACAAGACCAUCAGAAGAUGUGCUACUCUGCAUUGGUGCUGGCUAUGAUAUUCUGUAUGGGAGAACCACUGCCGUAUCAUCACUAUGAGCAUCUCAAUUCACAGUUUGUCCAGUUCCUGUUGGAUGUGAUUGAAGAUGGGUUGCCCUCAGAUACCACAGACCAGUUGCCUGACCUGUUCAUUAAUGUUCUUCUGGCAUUUAAUCUUCACAUUCCAGUUCCUGAGCAUAAUGUGAUCAUGGUUACUCUAAGCAAGCACUCCAACGUCAAAACCUUCACAGAAAAGCUGCUGCUGCUCCUGAAUCGUGGAGAGAAGCCUAACCUGUUGCAGACACGCCGUCGUGUUGGGGCAUGCUGCCUGGUGGCUUCAGCUGGGCUCCUCUUGCAAGUGGGAGCGGGCAACACACUGCAGACUGGUGAUUUAUUGUGAUAUGUGAACUGGGAAGCCCUGGCUUGUUCUUGGCUUAAGAAUGAGCACACUGCCCAGUUUGUCCUGUACCUUUGUGGACCUUUCUGUCUGCCCUGCGGUGCAUUUCUGAACUUCAGAGUUUGUAUAGGGUUAUGUCUCUAAACACGUCACCUAUUGCACCCAAAGGACUCCCGGAGUCUUGCAUUGUAGGUCUCUUGUAUUCCCCCACCCCCUGGCUCAUUCCCCUGAGGAUGCCUUUGCUAGCACUGAGCACUGUGUUGUGUCUGCUGUCUUUGAGGGGUCUAUUGUAAAGCACUUCAUUAAAAAUCCAGAGAGCUCUGUUCCCACACAGCCUAAUACCAGACGGGUCUAUCUGUGCUGACCAGCAAAGCAUUGUGCACUGGCUAAUGUUGUUAGGAGUGCGAGGUGCCUGCUUUCUCAUGCGUGUAGUACAUGUGUGCUUGCUUCCUCUCCUUCAGUUUGUUGAUUCCCUUCCUGUGUUUGAUGCUUUUAGCUCUUUAUUCCUGGUUUAAGCCCUUUUCAGGGGUGAAAAUGGUUUUCUUAGUACUGCACAGGGUGAUACUGCUUUUAACUUUGGGACUGCUCUGCUUGGUCUCCUUCCAAAGCCUUUAAUUCCUUCCUGACCAGAAUGCCUACUAUUAAUACCCUGCUUUGAGUCAUGUUGUCAAAAAUACAGGUUUAAAUAAAGGUGAAUCUUCCUACAGGGAAACCAACCCCUCCCCCUUGUCUACCCCUGUGGAAAAGGGGGCCACUCCCCUCUAGAGCAGGGUGGGCAGAAAGUAGAUCUCCAGGUGUCUGGGACUUCACCACAAGAAGUCUGUGGCUACAUGACCCAUGGCCAGGAAUGUGUGGGGUUUUAACCCAAAACCUUCAGAGAUUUUUUACCCAUUUGCUUUUGAAAACCUGAUAUGAAUUUCACCUAUAUCUCUUCAUGGAGAGAGCAGCCAUGAAAAGGGCUGUUGAAAAAAAGUGGGUGCCUCAGGAGGUGAGCUGGAGUUACAAUGUCUGUAUCAGAACACAGUACUGGCCGAUUUCUUUGAAAUGGGGGUCUGCUGGAGGGCUUUGAAGUAUAGCAUGGACUUUGCCCAUCAAUGCUUCCCCCACGUUUCAACAGACCGUUUCAUCCCUGCACCCUCGGUGAAGAAGUAGGAAUGCAGCUUAUGCAGCCCCACAGGCCCACCUGGAUCUGCCCUUCUGCCCACUUGAAAGUGGCUGGAGCCACUCACAGCCACCCGACUGUCGUCUACAGGACAACAGGUGCUCCUCUGCACUUGUUUGGGGAUUCCUGUGGCUGCAGCCUCCAGUUCAGCAAAGCUGGGAGAUGGGGAGGCGCAGUGCUGCCAGAGGCCCCCAGUUUCAUGCUGCAGGGCAGCCAGCCCCAGUCUAAGGCCCUCCAGUUGCUUUGGACUUCAACUUCCAUAAGCCCCAGCUAGCAUAAUGGUGGUCAAGAGUGCUGGGAGCUACUGUCGGAAACAUGAACAGGCACCAGGGAGCGGAGGGCUGCAGUAGGGACAGUAGUCUCUGCAGCUGCAACAGGAUGAAGCCAGAGGCCUGAACGUUUUAGUAAGGCAGACAAAGAAGAGGCCAUCCAGACUGCCCUGUGGUUCCAUACUGAAAGCACCACAGCUGUUUAGAAACAAAUUUGUGGGGUGGCAAGAAGGGCUAAGCUCUCAAUAGGGGAGAAGAACAUGCAUGUGAGGGGGAACACUUUAUCUCAUCAGAGUAUUCUUAAUUGCAGAAAAGCCCCCCAGCCAAAAAGAAAUGCUGCACGUUAAUUGUAUAACUGGGGUUGGAUCCAGACAAGAUGGAGGCACUGUUGGUGGGCACUCCAAAUGGAAAAUUUUCAACCUACCCUGGGGGGGGGGGGCUGCACUCCCCUGAAAGGAGAAGGCUCCUGGCUUAGGGCUGCUCUUGGACCUCCAGCUCUCCCUGGCCUCCCAGGUGGGCUCGAUGGCCAGGAUGGCACCUUUCUUCCACUUCAACUGAUUUCUCAGCUGUGUUCCUACUUGGCUGAUCAGAGCCUUGCCACAGUCAUCCAUGCACUGGUAACCUCCUACCUGGAUAGCUGUAAUGCGCUCCAUGUGGGGCUACCUUUGAAGACUAAAACUCCACAGGGUGGUGCAGCUGCUUAUGAGAGCCAGCCAUUGAGAACAUGUCACACCAGUCCUCCAUCAGCUGCUCCCUGUGCCAGUCAGGCCCAAUUCAAAGUGUCAUCUCUGACAUACAAAGCCCUAAACAGCUGGAGACCAGGCUUCCUGAGGCACUUCUUUUCUCCAUCUAUGCCUACCCUCCCACUUGGAUCUUCCUCCCCUGAACCCCCCCCCCCACCCGAGGUUCAGAGGUAAAAGGCUAGGAGAGGGUCAUUCUCUGUAGUGAAGCCCAGGUUCUGGAUCUUGCUCCCCAGGGACAUACAGCUGGGGCCGAUCUUGCUUUCUUCCAGGCACCAGGUAAACACCUUUGUGUUCCAGCAAGCAUUUGGUUAAAUUAAAUGGUAUUUUGCUGAUUAUCUACUUAAUGUUUGAUUGUUUUAAUUUAUAUGGUUAUAUUUGGAUAUGCCCUGUAUAUGAUUUUAUAUAUUAUUAUGUUGGGACACAUUUUAAUGUUUUGUUUAUUUUAUUGCUUGUUCUGUUUUCUCAAUUAUAU